This is a messenger RNA of Pyrus x bretschneideri (Chinese white pear), 3721 nucleotides long. RefSeq names its product homeobox-leucine zipper protein REVOLUTA-like. The record is from RefSeq and is a predicted model, not a curated record. NCBI's taxonomy places the organism in Eukaryota, Viridiplantae, Streptophyta, Magnoliopsida, Rosales, Rosaceae. Gene Ontology annotation, molecular function: DNA-binding transcription factor activity; DNA binding; lipid binding. The coding region runs from base 967 to 3498 and encodes 843 amino acids. The transcript is spliced from 18 exons.
AAUUUGGGAGCUUCCCCGCUGCUGAAUUUUGUCGAUACGUGUGCCACAUAAACGCUCUCCCUCUCUCUCCUCUCCUUUAUUCUCCACUGUUUCUGCUCAGCUCCGAUCACUGUAUUUUUAGCUCCUCUCUGUGUCUCCGUGAUAAAAUAAUCAAAUAAUGAAGCCAACCCCAUAACAUCCUCUCACAUAUUCUCUCUGGAAAGUGGCAAAACCAGCUUCUCUCUCUAGGAUGAUUAUGAUUAGGGUUUCUCUCUCUUCAUCCAUCUCUCUGAUCCUUCUGGAGAUUAACCUUCUUCUAACACUAUGAUUUUGAGCUUUGUGUUUCUGUUCAAGCCGAAGGUUGCAUUGUGUAACAAGCUUUUGUUCGUUGUAUGAAAAAACAAAAAAAAAAGAUCUUUGUGUUAAAAAAGACAGGGAUUGAGGUGGUGGUUUUUGGAAACUCAAAAAAAAUUAGUGGGCUUCCUGUGUUUGUGUCAUAUUUUUGGACUUUUUUUGGGAAAGAGAAGGAGUGGGUUUCUUUCAGGUCAAAACAGCUUGAAAUUUUGUCUUGUAUUCAAAGUUUCAGUUACAGCAACCAAUAACAGAGAUUUCUUUGAACAAAUUAAAAAAAAACAAAAAAAAAACCCGGACUUGAUAUUAUAAACCAAAAACUCCAUUUGGGUCUUCACCAAGAAGCAAGCAGCUAUUGAUCUUCUGUUCACACAAACCCAAGAAUCUUCUGGCUCAAAAAUCCAGUCCUGCUCAACCGGUUACACUUAAUUUCUCUCUCUCUCUCUCUCUCUCUCUCUCUCUCUCUAGACGGACUUUACAAAGUAGGGAUCCUUAAGCUCCUUCUGAAAUCUAAAGAAAAACCAAAACCAACUAGUUGUCUCUAGAGCUCUCUCUCUUCCUCCUUUCUCUUUUCUCCCCACCUUUUGUUGUCUAUAUUAGCUUUUGAGCUUUUGUUGGUUUUUGGGGUUCGGGAAAAUGGCCAUGGCGGUGGCUCACCACAGAGAGAGCAGCAGUGGGAGCAGUAUAAACAAGCACCUCGAUGCCGGAAAAUAUGUACGGUACACAUCCGAGCAAGUUGAAGCUCUUGAGAGAGUCUACGCCGAGUGCCCGAAGCCGAGCUCUCUGCGCAGGCAACAGUUGAUCCGGGAGUGCCCCAUUUUAUCAAACAUUGAGCCCAGACAGAUCAAGGUCUGGUUCCAGAACCGCAGGUGUAGGGAGAAGCAGAGAAAAGAGUCCUCAAGACUGCAGACUGUUAACAGAAAAUUAUCGGCAAUGAACAAACUGCUGAUGGAGGAAAAUGAUCGAUUGCAGAAACAGGUCUCUCAGCUUGUUUGUGAAAAUGGAUAUAUGCGCCAACAAUUGCAUACUGCAUCAGCUGCAACUACUGAUGCAAGCUGCGACUCUGUGGUGACAACUCCUCAGCAUUCUCUCAGAGAUGCUAAUAACCCUGCAGGACUCCUAUCCGUAGCGGAGGAGACAUUGGCAGAGUUCCUAUCCAAGGCUACAGGAACUGCUGUUGAUUGGGUCCAGAUGCCUGGGAUGAAGCCUGGUCCGGAUUCGGUUGGGAUCUUUGCCAUUUCACAAAGUUGCAGUGGAGUAGCAGCAAGAGCCUGCGGCCUCGUAAGUUUAGAGCCUACAAAGAUUGCAGAGAUCCUUAAAGAUCGUCCAUCUUGGUUCCGGGACUGUCGGAGCCUUGAAGUUUUUACAAUGUUUACAGCUGGAAAUGGAGGAACUAUAGAACUUAUAUAUACACAGACAUAUGCUCCAACUACAUUGGCUCCUGCAAGGGAUUUUUGGACCCUAAGAUACACUACAACUUUAGACAAUGGCAGUUUUGUGGUGUGUGAAAGAUCUCUUUCCGGUUCUGGUGCUGGCCCAAAUCCUGCUUCUGCUUCACAGUUUGUUAGAGGCGCGAUGCUUCCUAGUGGUUAUCUGAUUCGACCAUGUGAGGGUGGAGGAUCAAUCGUUCAUAUUGUUGACCACCUGAAUCUUGAGGCAUGGAGUGUGCCAGAGGUGCUGAGACCGCUUUAUGAAUCGUCUAAAGUGGUAGCGCAAAGAAUGACUAUUGCUGCGUUGCGCUAUAUCAGACAAAUAGCUGAAGAGACAAGUGGUGAAGUGGUAUACAGUUUGGGCAGGCAGCCAGCUGUUCUGCGAACUUUUAGCCAAAGAUUGAUCAGAGGCUUCAAUGAUGCUGUCAAUGGAUUCAAUGAUGAUGGAUGGUCAUUGGUCAACUGUGAUGGUGCUGACGAUGUUAUAAUUGCAGUCAAUUCAACUAAGAAUUUAACUUCUACCUCGAACCAUGCCAAUUCCCUUGCAUUACUUGGAGGUGUUCUCUGUGCAAAGGCUUCCAUGUUACUACAAAAUGUGCCCCCUGCUGUUCUUGUUCGUUUCUUGAGGGAGCACCGUUCAGAGUGGGCAGAUUUCAAUGUUGAUGCCUACUCCGCCGUAUCUAUGAAAGCAGGUGCGUAUGCUUAUCCUGGGAUGAGGCCGACAAGGUUUACCGGGGGACAAAUUAUCAUGCCACUUGGCCACACAAUUGAACAAGAAGAGUUGCUUGAAGUUGUUCGACUUGAAGGCCAUUCUCUCACUCAAGAGGAUGCUUUUGCAUCAAGGGACAUUCAUCUCUUGCAGAUAUGUAGUGGAGCUGAUGAGAAUGCUGUCGGAGCCUGCUCUGAGCUUGUUUUCGCUCCAAUUGAUGAGAUGUUUCCAGAUGAUGCUCCAUUGCUUCCCUCUGGUUUCCGUAUUAUCCCACUGGAUUCAAAAACAGGUGAUUCAAAGGAUACUUUGAAUACACAUCGAACAUUAGAUCUGACAUCCAGUCUUGAAGUGGGCUCAACAACGAGUAAUGCAGCUGGAGAGCUUACUACAUUUCACAAUACUCGAUCAGUAUUGACGAUUGCCUUCCAGUUUCCGUUCGAUAAUAGUCUGCAAGAGAAUGUCACAAACAUGGCACGGCAGUAUGUUCGAAGCGUAAUUUCAUCUGUGCAGAGAGUCGCGAUGGCUAUAUCUCCAUCUGGAUUGAGUCCGUCCGUAGGACCAAAACUAUCUCCCGGCUCACCUGAAGCUCAAACACUGGCUCACUGGAUCUGCCAGAGUUACAGUUAUCAUGUUGGGGGUGAAUUACUGAGACAUGAUUCCUUGGGCGGUGACUCGAUGUUGAAACAUUUAUGGCAUCACCAAGAUGCCAUUUUGUGUUGUUCAUUGAAGUCAAUGCCGGUUUUCAUCUUUGCAAACCAGGCAGGACUUGACAUGCUGGAGACAUCAUUAGUUGCCCUUCAGGACAUCUCAUUGGACAAGAUUUUCGAUGAGUCCGGACGCAAGACGUUGUGUGCAGACUUUGCUAAGCUAAUGAACCAGGGGUUUGCAUACUUGCCGGCUGGCAUCUGCAUGUCGACGAUGGGACGCCACGUAUCGUACGAGCAAGCGAUUGCAUGGAAAGUAGUUGCAGCAGACGAGAACUCUGUCCAUUGCCUUGCCUUCUGCUUCAUAAACUGGUCUUUUGUGUGAACGUUUUAAUUUAUUCCAUCCCUCUCACUUUCUUCCGCUUGAACACGCAAAAGAAGCUUGAGAAAAAAAGAAAAGCUGAAAUGUGGGAAAGGAAAAGAAGUUUUGUAAUUAAUUUAAUUUAAUUUUUGCUUUGAAGCAUCCAAAAUCUGCAACUCUGUUGCAAUUUGCUAUGCUCACAUGCAUUUAAGUAAUCAAAGUAAACAUGACGAGUUUGUUGAAGAAA